Molecule: messenger RNA, 2884 nt
Organism: Mytilus californianus (California mussel)
Lineage: Eukaryota; Metazoa; Mollusca; Bivalvia; Mytilida; Mytilidae
Product: E3 ubiquitin-protein ligase Midline-1-like
Exons: 1
Coding region: 10-1944 (644 amino acids)
Molecular function (GO): zinc ion binding
Source: RefSeq, a predicted model, not a curated record
CACAAGCAAAUGGCGUCCUUACAAGACGCACGGGGAGCCACUGUACAAAAAGAAUUUAAUGAUUUAUUGACUUGUUCAAUAUGCCUAGAGACUUUCCGAAAUCCAAAGUAUCUUCCAUGUCUACAUACAUUUUGUGAGUUGUGUGUUAAUACUUAUAUUAUUUCAACUGUUAAAGAAGACAAACCUGAUGGAUUCAAAUGUCCACUUUGUCGAAACCUAGUGCCGUUCGAUAACAGUCAAGCUAAACCAGAAACAUGGGCUGCAAAAUUACCAGGGAAUUAUUUUAUAGUUUCAAUGAUUGAUAGAAAAGCAAUACAGCAAUCGGAAAAGCUUUGCGAUACAUGUGAACAGAAAAACGUUUCACAGAAGGCAAUCUCCUUCUGCACUGUAUGCGAAGAAACAUAUUGCGAACCGUGCGAAACUAAUCAUAAGUUGUAUAAAAUAUCCAGAAAUCACAAAACAAUACCACUUCAAAAUAUAGAAGAAUAUACAACCUCAUCGAAGAAUUUCGGAUUCGUCAAUUGUGAAGAACAUCCGGAUAAGAACAUCGAAAUAUUUUGCAAUGAUCAUUCAAAAUCAUGUUGUACUGUUUGUGCCACUGUUCAUCAUAGGAAAUGUGAACAGGUUGUUACCGUAGACAAGGUAACUUCUGGUAUAAAACAAUCAACGAAAGCACGGGAACUCAUGGUGAAAUUGAAAGAAACUAGUGCCGAAUUAGGAAAUGUUAUUCUCAACCAUAAAGACAACAUGACAACUUUUGAGCAAGAUGCUGAAGUUGUUUUGACUGAUAUUAAGUCCCAAAAGGAAAAUAUUAUUAAACGUCUAAAUGAGCUUGAACUACAGUUGCAGAACGAAACACAUGCUACAAAGAAAAAAGUAACUUUGAAAAUGAGCGAUGAAGCUAUUGUGAUGUCAAGCCUGAAAAGUACUGUUGAUAACUGGAAAACUAUAUUUGAAGUAUGCACUCAUCAGAGUUCUGAUCUUCAAGUUCUAGUUAAAAUGGAAGAAAUUUCGAGUAGAAUUCCUCAGAUGGAGAAAGAGAUAGCAAAUGUUGUUUAUGGAGUAAAAGACGCGUCGAUUUCAUUCGAACCAGAAGAUAUAAACCUUAACUGUCUCGGCAGUUUAACGGCUACGGAAAGAUCGGUACACACAGCACUUGGUUUGAAGAAGGUAAAUUUCCAUUCAGGUCGUGUCAAUGUUCUGGUAACCAUCGAUGUUGAUGUUAAGAAUGUCGGUGAAAGAUUUUUAAGCGGAGUUUUUAUCGAUGAUUUUAUUAUUCUGACAGACAGGGUGAAUUACAGAAUACUGCACAGCGACCAAAAUGGCUCCAGGAAAGAGGAAUUGAAGCUUGCAAGCAAACCAACCGACGUUGUAAGAAUGAGCGAUAAGAAAAUAGCCGUCGCUUCGGAUUCACGCCAAAUUCAUAUACUGAACAUAAAUCCAUUUAUUUUUAUCCGUACACUACGUGUCAAGGCUCCUGUUUGGGGAUUAUGUUAUUUAGAGGGUGAAUUUAUAACCGCAAAUUCCAACACUAUAACGUGGUUGAAUUCUGAAACUGGUGUACAAAUAGAAACUUAUAAAACAAAUAUAGACACAAGAUUUGUUACUAGUUAUGAAAAAGACGAAUACAUAUAUAUGAAUGGCAGCAAUUCUGUUUGCUUUAAAUCGUCUAAAGGCAGAGGAUUUGAAUACAGUAAUAACAAAUUAAGUUAUGCUUACAGCCAGGACAUUGACUAUGACGGGAACAUUUACACUACUGGUUAUCUUACUAAAAAUAUCCAUCAGCUGACAUCCACCGGACAACUUAUAAGAAUCAUUCCUACAUCUCAAAUAGACCCGACAAUAACGGAUUAUCCCUGGGUACUUCGAUUUCAACCAAACAGUAAUAAAUUUUUAUUGACAUUUCAUUAUACUGGAAAAGUUUUCAUUUGUGAAAUUGUUUAGAAUAACUAUACUACUGAACAUAGUCGGGAGUAAGAUAAUGGGCUGUAGACCAAUGUAUAUUAGUUGCAUUAUUAUCAUAAUCAUAUACAUUAAACAAACUGUUACUUACAAACAAACGUUCUUUUCACAUCAUGCUGAUGUAUUCAUUUGUAAAACGGAUCGGUAACUUAUUAAGAUUCCGUUCGUUUGCAGGCCGACUCAGAAACUAAUUUUUAAAUGUUUUUGAAGACAGUAAUGUCCACUAUUUUUUUUUCACUUACCGACCUUGUUUUAAAGAACAGACCGAAUUUAAAAGGGACUAUGAAAAAUAAGAAGUCGUAACAACACGACAAUAGCACAACCAAAAAGAAAAACGACAAGGAGGCAAAUAACAGUCUAUAAAGCACUGCUAAGAAGAAUAAGGACUGUGAAACACGAACCCUACCAAAACCGUUGGUGAUCUUAGGUGCACUGGCAAAGUAAGCAGAUCCUGUUACCUUAGUUUCCUGUUGCUCAUGAAAAAGACGAAAUUUGGUGAUAUCCCAAUCGGUGAUGUCACGAUCGAGGAAAAAAGGACUGCGGCUCUGAUAGCGAUAUUGCUUUUUGCUUUUGUGUUUUUUUAUCUUCACUUGUACGUUUGUUAACUCGAUGUACUGCAACUUGGCGACAGUGAUAUACAAUUGACCUUAAAAUUAAGAUGUUUAAAUAUUUUUUAGGUAGUAAAAUCUUUUUAAAUAAGUGAAACAGAUCAACAACCUAUCUUUUUCUAGCGCUUCAUAAAAUUAAAAAAAUUAUCAAGUGCUGGAAAAUCAGGGUCUGUUGAACUGUUCAAUAUAGUAUUGUCGAUUCCCGUUAUUUCAAUUCUUUUUGUUUUGUUUUUUUUUUUUCAUUUCUAAAAGUAAAAAAAUAAUCAUUGGAAUAUAAUUUAUGCACACUAAUCUGAAUACAAAUUUAAAACAAG